AUGAAAUUCCUCAUCGCCGCCCUCGUUGUCAUCGCCCUGGCUCAAGGGAGCCUUGCGCAGGAAGCUCUCGACAUGGACGCGAUCACCCAGAAAUUCGAGGAGAUCAAGAACCAAGUCACCUUGGAGAUGAACAAGCUGAUCAACACCCAGGACCUCGGCAGCCAGGCUCAGACCUUCUUGGAAGAGCAGAAGAAACAGUUUGAACCCCUGCUGACCAAGGUCCUGGAUGAGAUCAAAGCCGCCGCUGCCAAUGCGCAGGAGCAGAUCGAGCCCAUGACCACCAGCCUUCAGGCCCAGAUGCAGCCCAUGCUGCAGAAGGCCCAGGAGCAGAUUGAGGCCUUCGUGAAGGACCUUACGGAAAAGACAAAGGCCCUGACCAACUAA
Molecule: messenger RNA, 384 nt
Organism: Nerophis lumbriciformis (worm pipefish)
Lineage: Eukaryota; Metazoa; Chordata; Actinopteri; Syngnathiformes; Syngnathidae
Source: RefSeq, a predicted model, not a curated record